Lachnellula hyalina is the source of this 2340-nucleotide messenger RNA. RefSeq names its product Pre-mRNA-processing protein (gene prp40). The record is from RefSeq and is a predicted model, not a curated record. Gene Ontology annotation, molecular function: protein binding; RNA binding. Gene Ontology annotation, biological process: mRNA cis splicing, via spliceosome. Gene Ontology annotation, cellular component: U1 snRNP; U2-type prespliceosome. The coding region runs from base 1 to 2340 and encodes 779 amino acids. Lineage: Eukaryota; Fungi; Ascomycota; Leotiomycetes; Helotiales; Lachnaceae. The transcript is spliced from 6 exons.
AUGAACGGCAUGAAUGGGAUCAACGGCCAUGCGGCUACUCCUCCCCUCUGGAGCGAAGCUAAGAAUGCUGACGGACGGAUUUAUUACUACAACACUGUCACGAAAGCUACGCAAUGGACCAAGCCGGAAGAGUUGAUGACUCCAGCAGAGAGGGCAAUUUCUGCGCAGCCUUGGAAAGAAUAUACUGCGGAGGGGGGAAGAAAGUACUGGUAUAAUACAGAGACGAAGCAGAGCUCUUGGGAGAUGCCAGAGGUUUACAAAGAAGCGCUUUCCAAGGAGAAAGCUACUGUAGCACCAGUCGCACCGGCACCUACCUUCGUUGCUGGUGGUGGCUUCUCCGCACCCCAGUUUGAUGCGCCCCGAGACCGAGAACCCCUGGGAGAAGCUCGACAAAUUGCAUAUGGUAAUGAUGCUAACGGAAGUCGGACUCAAGUUUUUAUCCCAUCGAAUACCGACCCUGAAUAUAAUACGUUCGAAGAUGCCGAAGCUGCAUUCCUCAAGCUAUUGCACCGCAACAAUGUCAAUCCUGACUGGACCUGGGAACAGACGAUGCGCUCCAUUAUCAAAGAUCCGCAAUACCGAGCGUUGAAAGAUCCAAAGGACAGGAAAGCAGCAUUCGAGAAGUAUGCUGUUGAGGUACGGCUUCAGGAAAAAGACCGCGCAAAGGAGAGGCUUGAGAAGCUCCGUAAAGAUUUUGCUACCAUGCUGAGAAGUCACCCAGAGAUCAAACACUAUACCCGUUGGAAGACUGCGCGACCCAUUAUUGAAGGGGAGACCAUAUUCAGAUCCUCGAAAGAUGACGACGAACGGCGCCAAUUGUUCGAAGACUAUAUCAUCGAGUUAAAGAAAGCUCAUCUCGAACAAGAGACCGUCACUCGGAAAGCAGCCAUGGAUGAUCUAGUGGAUAUAUUGAAGAGUAUUGAAUUGGACCCGUACACCAGAUGGUCAGAAGCACAAGGUACUAUUCAAUCUAAUCACCGAUUCCAGGGUGAUGCGAAAUUCCAAUCCCUCAGCAAGUCGGACAUAUUGACCGCUUUCGAGAACCAUAUCAAAAAUCUAGAAAAGACGUUCAACGAUGUUCGCCAGCAGGAAAAGAACCAGAAGUCCAGGCGCGAGCGUCAAAAUCGCGACAGGUUUCUGAACUUAUUGCGAGAGCUAAAGGGGGCCAAGAAGAUCAGAGCAGGGACAAAGUGGAGCCAAAUUCAUCCCCUGAUCGUGGAUGACGAAAGAUACCAAGGAAUGCUCGGUCAGUCUGGUUCUACACCUCUUGAUCUGUUUUGGGACAUGGUGGAGGAAGACGAGCGCGUUCUACGCAGUAGGCGUAAUGAUGUUUUGGAUGUUCUUGAUGAUAAGCGAUUUGAGGUUCAGCAGAAUACUACGUUUGAGGAGUUCCUUGCCAUGACGCAGAAUGACCGACGAACUGCUGACAUUGACCGAGAUGAUUUGUUACUAAUUUUUGAACGAGCGCGUGAGAAAGUCUCUCGUCGUAGUGAAGAUGAUAAACAUCAAGCUGAGCGUCAACAGCGCCGAGCUGUUGAUGCUCUUCGAUCGCUCAUCAAGCAUCUUGAACCUCCUGUUCGCAUCGAUGACACGUUUGAGAGGGUUCGGCCGCACAUUGAGAGAUCUGAGGAGUAUCUUGCCGUCACUUCUGAUGAACUCCGGCGCUCUGCCUUCGACAAAGUCAUCAAACGCUUGAGGGAGAAGGAAGAAGAUGUGGAAAAAGACCGUCUCAAGCGUCGAGACAGAGCCUCAGUCGACCGGCCAACUCAUCGAGGUGAGAGAUCGCACCGUAGCGGACGUCAUGUUAGGACAAGUCGCAGUCCAGAACCAGAUGCCUACGAGGCAGAUAGACGACGAGCUAUUGCCGACCGAGAGAAGAAUUAUCGCAAAGGCGGCGCUGCUGAUACUCUCCUGUCGCCUCGUCAUAGAGGAGACCGGGAUCGCGAAAGAGAUCGUGAUCUCGACAAGCCUCAUCGAAGCCGUCGGGAUGACUCUAUGAGCCACUAUGAGCGUGAACGGAGAGACCGAGAGAGCGAAAGAGAGAAACUUUACCGUCGAAGAGCUGAUCCCAGAGGCAGCGUUGAUGAGUUGCCCUAUGGAGAUGAGAGACCGAGUGGAGGAAGUAGACGCCGUCGAGCGGACAGCCCUGUGGGUAGCGAAGGAAGUGCAAGGUUGGCAAAGAGAACAAGGAGAGAAUUAACACCACGUGAGCGAACCCCUCCUCCACGUGAACGGCGGCACAGGACUAGGACACCUCCUGCGGUUGUUGCUGCGCUCCCACCAAAGGAAGAGCCAGCCGUCCAUUCAGGAAGCGAAGAGGGCGAAAUUGAAGAAGAGUAG